Molecule: messenger RNA, 1422 nt
Organism: Penicillium manginii
Lineage: Eukaryota; Fungi; Ascomycota; Eurotiomycetes; Eurotiales; Aspergillaceae
Exons: 2
Coding region: 1-1422 (473 amino acids)
Source: RefSeq, a predicted model, not a curated record
AUGGGCGUUGAUCCCGAGACUGGCAGGAUCAUUGAUUUCCAUCACCCGCUUCACAGUUCAGUCAUCACUGAUCAAUUCCUUGCCAUUCCAGGCUGUCUAGGCUCUUGUGUAGCAAGCGGUGUCAUGAUUGAGCUGUUGACCAAUGGACAUGGUCCCGCGGGAAUGAUCUUUCAAAGACUGGAUGCUAUCUUGAUUUUAGGGAUUUUGAUUUCAAAAGUCAUGCUCGGAAAGUCAAUCCCAGUCAUUGUGAUUCCAGAUAAAGAUGAUUUCAUGUCUUUGCAGUCUGCAGACGAAAUUCAUAUUAGCCAUGAUGGAGUUAUAAGAAGUCACCCUGCUGGUAGAGAGUUACAAGCAUUAUCUCGGUUACAAAACGAGAUGACGCUGUCUACUAAGGAAAAUGAGUUCCUCAAGGUCCAGCAUAGGCCAGCAGCUCAGAUCGCAAUGGAAGUGCUUGUUUCUUAUGCCGCUUUGGAGGGGGCGCCUUAUCUCAUCGAUAUUUCUCAGGCUCACAUCGAUGCCUUGCCGGUUCCAACCACACUCAAUGGGAUUUCAGUUGACCAGCUUCGGUGGAGAGAACUAGAGACUGAGUCUGGCAUGUCUACGAGCGCAUCGCUCCUUGCAGAUGUGUAUGCUGCGAUGGACGCGCAGAAAAGCUUCACACAUGCACCUUAUUUGCUCGAUACCGCACCACAAGCUGACGAACAAAUUGGUUGGGCCGAGUCUAACACUGUGAUCUUUGCGAAUACUGUCCUCGGAGCACGAACACAGAAGUACCCCGGCUUGCUAGAUGUGUUCAUUUCUCUGACAGGCCGGGCCCCAUAUGUUGGCUGCCACACCACAGCGGGUCGGUUGCCCAAGCUCUGCAUCGACAUCCCGCCUCUGUUCCAGCCCAAUGAUUCCGUCUUCCCCCUAUUAGGCUAUUACAUUGGGCAAAUAGCAGGAUCUGAAAUACCUCUUGUCCGGGGAAUGGAGGCCCUGCAGCCCAUAAGAUCCGACAUGAAAGCCUUUUGUGCCGGGUUUGCCACGACCUCGUCUGCUGCGAUGGUCCAUAUAAAAGGACUGACACCAGAGGCUACUGGUAUUAUUGCUGGAGAAGAACACUUGCCAGUCCAUGAUACGUCUCACUGCAUGCUCGCGGCUUGCUAUAGCGUUCUUAACUCAGCGACAGAUGCCUCUAUAGAUCUUGUUUCUCUUGGAAACCCGCAUUUCUCUCUUGAAGAGUUCGCCUUGUUAACCAUUUUAUGCCAGGGUCGACGCAAGAACUCGAGUGUGGAGCUGGUAAUCACGACAAAUCGCACUGUGUAUCAGCAUGCCUUGAAUAAGGGAUACAUCCAAGAGCUAGAGGAUCUUGGAGGCAAGAUUCAUAACAGACACAUGUUGGUGCAUGCUUGGGGAGCCAGUUGCACCAAAGCAUGCGCGUAA